AUGAGAGGACCACGCCCACUUGGCGUAGUGAUCAAGUUGGGGACGAGCUCCAUCGUCGAUGAGAAAACCCAUGAGCCUCUCCUUUCCAUCCUGACGUCAAUAGUGGAAACGGCAGUAAAGCUGAGGAAGGAUGGACACAAGGUCAUUAUCGUUUCGUCGGGCGCCAUUGGUGUUGGGCUGCGUAGGAUGGAUGUCGAGAAGCGACCGAAGCACUUGUCGAAACUGCAGGCCCUUGCAGCCAUCGGCCAAUGCCGCCUGAUGAGCCUUUGGGACAGCUUGUUUACUCAUCUAAACCAACCCAUCGCCCAGAUUCUUCUGACGAGAAACGAUAUCGCCGAUAGGUCACGCUAUCUCAACGCUCAGAGGACCAUUAACGAGCUGCUGGACAUGGGCGUCAUCCCCAUCGUCAACGAGAACGACACGCUGGCUGUGUCCGAAAUCAAGUUUGGUGACAAUGAUACCCUUUCAGCCAUCACGGCUGCCAUGGUCCACGCCGACCUCCUUUUCCUCAUGACCGACGUCGACUGCCUGUACGACAAGAACCCGCGCACCCAUCAGGACGCUCACCCUAUCGAGGUGGUCGAAGAUAUUGGGUCUCUAGUGGCGGAUGUGUCAAGCGCCGGCUCCUCUCUCGGCACAGGUGGCAUGUCGACCAAAAUCGUCGCCGCCCGUCUCGCCACAUCAGCAGGCGUCACCACCGUAAUCACCCGAUCCUCCAACCCCGGCAACAUCGUCAACAUCGUCAAGCACAUCCAGGCCAGCCGCUCCCCAGCCUCGCCCGCCUCAAGAGCCAGCACCCACACCCCCGGAACCCACGACAAGCUACCCCGAAUCCAAAGCAGCGACGCCUUCUCCAAGAUCCAAUCCCACGCACAUGUCGAGCCCGACCGCGCACCAACCCCUACGCCGAAAUCCAUCCCGCUCCACACCCGCUUCCUCCCUUCUCCGCAUCCCGUACGGGACCGCUACUUCUGGAUCCUGCACGGUCUGCGUCCCCACGGCACGCUGUAUAUCGACCAGGGCGCGUACAAAGCACUCGUGGGCAAAGCUGGUCUUCUUCCCGUAGGCGUGGUCGGAGUUGAGGGGAACUUUGCACAGCAUGAGGCUGUGAGGCUCUGUGUGGUAGAUCGGAAGAAAGGGAAUGGCGGUGGGGUGAAGAAGGAAGGAGAGAACGGAACCAGUAGAGAUGGAGAGGAGGAAGGUCCAGGAGGAGAGGUGGUCGGUUGGGAGGGCGAGCCGAGGGAGGUAGGACGCGCGCUGAGCAAUUACUCGAGUACAGAGGUCGCGCGGAUCAAGGGGAAGCAAAGUGCUGAGCUAGAAGGGAUUCUGGGGUAUGUGGAUAGCGAGUAUGUGGCGCAACGGGAGAGUAUUAGCUUCUUUGAUGUGAGGGAAAGCCGGUCGGCGACGCCGGUGAAGGAGAUCAUGGAGGGGAAGGGGAUUGGGGGGUAUGAGGGGGAGGGUGCGGUGCUGUGA
Molecule: messenger RNA, 1473 nt
Organism: Dichotomopilus funicola
Lineage: Eukaryota; Fungi; Ascomycota; Sordariomycetes; Sordariales; Chaetomiaceae
Product: Aspartate/glutamate/uridylate kinase
Exons: 5
Coding region: 1-1473 (490 amino acids)
Cellular component (GO): cytosol; cytoplasm
Molecular function (GO): RNA binding; ATP binding; glutamate 5-kinase activity
Source: RefSeq, a predicted model, not a curated record